GAAAGGAGGCCUCCGUUGUCUGCGGAAGAGAGAGGCGCCUUUCGGGGGGAGAGAGAGAGAGAGGAGAUCAUCCAGCUCUGCUUGCGUCCAGUUCAUAAUUCCAGCCGUGUAUCUGAUGACGGGUAUGUCCCAGGUAGUCUCUGAACAAGUCUUGUGAAGAACAUCUUGUGAGAGCUUUGUCCUAGGGAUGCCCUAAGUCUAAAAUGACUUGAAGGUACACGGCACUGACAAGAACAAGAAAUAAAGAGAAACUAUAUUUCAGGUUAUAUACCUGUGUAACCAAGGGGGAAAGGAAAGAUUGUGCUGUAAAAAGAGGGGAAAGAGUCCAGAAGACUACAGCAAUACAAAGACUGAGAAGAGGAAAUCCUGUGCUGUUCAGUUCAUAUCUGUGAGCUUCUAUCGUAUAUGAAUCAUAAAUGUAAAAGAAUGGAAAAUGAUUUACAUUGCGAUCUGAGACCACAGGCAGGGGAGAAGGUAGAGACGUGUAUGAUAUGUGGUAAAAGUUUCAGUGGGAGAAGUUCUCUUGUUAAGCAUGAACGGACUCACACUGGGGAGAAGCCAUAUCAAUGCAUGGAAUGUGGAAAGAGCUUCAGUCGGAUUGACAAACUGCAUGUUCAUCAGAGGACCCACACAGGGGAGAAGCCGUAUGAAUGCACGGAAUGUGGAAAGAGGUUUGGUCAGAGUGGGGACCUGCAGUCCCAUCAAAGGACGCACACAGGGGAGAAGCCAUAUCAAUGCAUGGAAUGUGGAAAGAGCUUCAGUCGGAGUGGAUAUCUCCUUACCCAUCAAAGGACCCACACAGGAGAGAAGCCGUUUCAAUGUAUGGAAUGUGGAAAGAGCUACAUUCACAGUGGUAGUCUACGUUCCCAUCAAAGGACCCACACAGGGGAGAAGCCGUAUGAAUGCAUGGAAUGUGGAAAGAGCUUCAGUCAGAGUGACAAACUGCAUGUUCAUCAGAGGACCCACACAGGGGAGAAGCCGUAUGAAUGCACGGAUUGUGGAAAGAGCUUCAGUCAGAAUGGGGACCUGCAGUCCCAUCAAAGGAUCCACACAGGAGAGAGGCCAUAUAAAUGCAUGGAAUGUGGAGAGAGCUUCAAUCAGAGUGGACACCUCCGUUCCCAUGAAAGAACCCACACAGGGGAGAAACCCCAUAAAUGCAUGGAAUGUGGAGAGAGCUUUAGUCGGAAUGGAUAUCUCCUUGCCCAUCAAAGGACCCACACAGGAGAGAAGCCAUUUCAAUGUACAGAAUGUGGAAAGAGCUUUGUUCACAGUGGAGACCUGCGUUGCCAUCAAAGAACCCACACGGGGGAGAAGCCGUAUGAAUGCAUGGAAUGUGGAAAGAGCUUCAGCCACAGUCGGUAUCUCCUUACCCAUCAAAGGAUCCACACAGGAGAGAAGCCAUUUCAGUGCAUGGAAUGUGGAAAGAGAUUCGGUCGGAGUGGACAUCUGCGUUCCCAUCAAAGGACCCAUGCAGGGGAGAAACCCUAUAAAUGCAUGGAAUGUGGAGAGAGCUUCGGUCAGAGUGGGCAUCUAUGUUCCCAUCAAGGGACCCACACAGAAUAGAAGCCACAAGAAUGCAUGGGAUAUAGAAUGAGCUUCAGGAAAAAUUCAGCUUGCACUAGACAUCAAAAAACUUAGAUAUGGCUA
Molecule: messenger RNA, 1647 nt
Organism: Anolis carolinensis (green anole)
Lineage: Eukaryota; Metazoa; Chordata; Lepidosauria; Squamata; Anolidae
Product: zinc finger protein ZFP2
Exons: 3
Coding region: 406-1563 (385 amino acids)
Biological process (GO): regulation of transcription by RNA polymerase II
Cellular component (GO): nucleus
Molecular function (GO): RNA polymerase II cis-regulatory region sequence-specific DNA binding; DNA-binding transcription factor activity, RNA polymerase II-specific
Source: RefSeq, a predicted model, not a curated record